AUGGUCGUUGGCAUUCCAGCGGUAGCUCUGCCGUCUCCAACCACCAUCACCUCCCCUUCCACUUCGUCCACCUCCUCCUCCCUUACCUCGCCAAGUCGUGUCGGCGACAUCGUUGGUGCCGUCAUUGCAGCGAUCGUCGCUGCUGGAUGUAUAGCCGGCGUGACAUGGUGGGUGUGGAGGAGGAAAGCGAGGAUGGCGAGUCGGUCGAGUGUGAUUGUCGAAGAAGUCCUCCCUGAACCAUCAGCACCAACUCCUCCGCCUCCAACUUACCCACCUCCCUCCUUCCCUCUAUCCUCUCGUACUCCCUCCCUCCCUUUCCGCUCCCUCCUCGCCGCCUACCUCUCCCGCCGCCCUCCUGCAUCGGCCGCCGCCACAUCAGUCACAGCAGCAGACGGGAGAGCCGAACCGCCGCGGUAUAAGGAGGAUUGGGACGAGGAGGAGAAAGUUGAGGGGCUGAAGAAGUUGGAUGCGAGGGAGGGGUCGGUAGAUAUGCCCCGAGUAGCGGUGUGA
Molecule: messenger RNA, 510 nt
Organism: Rhodotorula toruloides NP11
Lineage: Eukaryota; Fungi; Basidiomycota; Microbotryomycetes; Sporidiobolales; Sporidiobolaceae
Exons: 2
Coding region: 1-510 (169 amino acids)
Source: RefSeq, a predicted model, not a curated record